AUGGCGACAUCAUAUCUGGAAUUCUGGUCUACACAUCCAGAGAAGUGUAAAGUUCCAUCCGUUAGCGCCGCUUUUGAUUUGAUGCCGCAGUCCUUGUUCGGAGGAAAGGGCAGGUAUUUGUAUUCCGCGAGAGUCUCGACUAAAGGACUUAAAACUCGAGGGAUCAACAACGAGGAAUCCAGGCCAACCUGGGCCGAUAGUAAUGACUCUUUGUUCUCGCGUGCGCUGCCGGUGAGAGCCACAUUCCUUGUCCCAGUGGAGGUUGCACUCCUCCCAUAUUUCCAAGCCAGAAUACCCUCGCUUGGGGAACAUAUGAGGAUAGAUGGAAGAGCAGAGGAAGCUCAACUGCUGGACACGGAAUUGGAUGUUGUAUCUUUGUUUGGCUUUAGAGCUCAGGAGACAAGCAAUUUCGGGAAUCAUUUGAUUGAAAGAGUGGACAUUUGCUCUGAGCGCAUAGUGUCCGGAAGCAUGAGUAGAAGACUACGGGCCGUCCCGGGCACCAUUUUCUUGACGAAGAAGCAGACCCAGCUUGGGGCACUCAUGGACAAGUUCACCCAUGGGCCCGUUCGUUUUCAAAGCUUUUCCUUCGGCGCGGGAAGCACGACCCAGCAGACAAACCUGGAACCCGACAUAUCUUGGACCUGGGAUUCGGCGCGCAAAGAAUUCCAGAGAGCAUGCGUGGAACAUUUCGAGGAGCGCGAAGCAGGAAUCUUUGCGGAUCCUGUGUAUUUUGUUUGUUUCUGGCCCGGGACGCUAGGCAGGCAGAUUACGGGACACAUUGUGGCUGUCCUAUGCUUCUGGUCCCAGAGAUCCCGUACAGACGGAAAAGGGAGUAGGCAUCUGAUGGGACCUCCCUCUCAGCGCACUCCCCAUUCUCCCAUGUUCGGGUCCCAUAUCGUUUUUGACACCUCUCGCACUCAGACGGGCGAAGUCUCUCCCAGACAUCAUUCCCUCCUUGUCUCCUUUUUGUUCUCAUUUCCAAGCCGCGAAACCAGGGGCGCACAGCAUGGAGGCCGUGCUUUGUCUCUUUAUUGCCAUCGCCGGAUCGCGGGAAGCAGCGAAGGAGAGCUGAGACAUGCACCCGCUGAGCCUCCACAUGAGGAAUCCCCCCAUAUCCUAACCAUUCCUCAGCGCCGACAAAGCUCCGAAUACCAUUUGAACUCAAUAGGCCAGCAAGAUUUUUCGUUCCCGAGACAGAUGCAGAAACUCUACCAUAUAGCUUUCGGCGGUGUUCUUUUGGUCUCUAGACUCGUAACAGCGCGAGCUUUCCGGCACAUCGGAGGUCUCGAGCCUAAAUUUUAGUUCUGGAUCCCAGAACUCAAGAGAAGAGGAGUCAUAUCUACUAGCUCCACGAGUUUUAGAGCCUAUGUGGCGACCGUAGUGGAUUGUGAGGAAGAAGAAAUGGAGGGCGAGAAAAGAGUUUAUGUACGCCGCGCAACGGUUCCGGUCGGCGAACUCGACGACCAAAGGGCACUUCAGACGACGGAGGAAAUACCAAGUUCGCAG
This is a messenger RNA of Trematosphaeria pertusa, 1506 nucleotides long. RefSeq lists its product as uncharacterized. Bases 1 to 1302 code for a protein of 433 amino acids. The transcript is spliced from 7 exons. NCBI's taxonomy places the organism in Eukaryota, Fungi, Ascomycota, Dothideomycetes, Pleosporales, Trematosphaeriaceae. The record is from RefSeq and is a predicted model, not a curated record.